Hibiscus syriacus is the source of this 1278-nucleotide messenger RNA. RefSeq names its product WUSCHEL-related homeobox 13-like. NCBI's taxonomy places the organism in Eukaryota, Viridiplantae, Streptophyta, Magnoliopsida, Malvales, Malvaceae. The coding region runs from base 168 to 950 and encodes 260 amino acids. The record is from RefSeq and is a predicted model, not a curated record. The transcript is spliced from 3 exons. Gene Ontology annotation, molecular function: DNA binding; DNA-binding transcription factor activity.
CUUUCACCUUUUAUACUUUUUUGUUUCUCUGUUCUUUUGCUUUGGUGAGGAGCACUGAGCAACCACUUGCUUUCCUUUCCUCCAAACAGAGACAUGACAGGAAAUCAAGAUAGGGUUUUUUUUUUGUUAUGAUAGAGUGAAAAUUAAAAGAAGAAGAAGAGAAAAUCAUGAUAAUGGAAUGGGAAGGUGAAGAACGUCAUCAAGAGAAUCAAACCCAGAGAGAUAUGGUGAACGUAAAUGUGAAAAAUGGAGGAGUAAUGUAUGUCAAAGUGAUGACGGAUGAGCAGUUGGAGACUCUCAGGAACCAAAUUGCUGUUUAUGCCUCCAUUUGCGAGCAGCUCGUUGAGAUGCAUAAGAAUCUCACCGCCCAGCAAGAUCUUGCAGGUGGUAGGCUGGGAAACCUGUAUUGCGACCCUUUAAUGGCAUCUGCAGGGCACAAAAUUACGGCUAGACAGCGGUGGACACCGACUCCGGUGCAGCUCCAGAUUCUGGAAUGUAUAUUCGAACAGGGGACUGGAACUCCGAGCAAACAAAAGAUCAAGGAGAUAACCUCGGAGCUGAGCCAGCAUGGCCAAAUUUCCGAAAUGAAUGUCUAUAAUUGGUUCCAAAACAGACGGGCUCGGUCCAAGAGGAAGCAACUGGGAUCAUCAUCCAACAAUGCUGAAUCAGAACAAGAGACGGAAGUCGAGUCAGCGAAUGAAAAGAAGACGACAAAGCCCGAGAAUCAUCUGUCUCAGCAGAACCCUGCACCAAGAGCUGAAGAUCUGUGCUUCCAGAACCCUGAGAUGUCCCCCGAAUUGCAUUUCUUGAGUAUCAUGUCCAAUCCAAAUGUAUACAGUGAAGACCCUAAUGAUGCAGGAGAUGAACAUCUGUCCGGAAAAUGGAAAUGCCGGCAAGUUACGACAUUUACGACCAGGCAGAAGACUACGGCAUGGCAGGAUGAGACAUGAGAUUCAGGUUGCGCAAACAUGCCAUCUCAGACUCUGUUCGGUGGGCUAGGGUCGACUGUGGAGAUGAAGAAUUUGGUUUAAUCGUGGAACAAUAGCAUGCUUAACAUAGUAAAGCUAAUACUUCUAGUUUGAACAUGGGAUGAGCCAGUUAAGCUGGAAAUAGACAUCUUUCUAUGAUUUCUGUAGUGUGCCAUUGUGUUUCGUCUUUGUCUUUUUGUUAAUAGAAGGAACCCCAUGAAUGUUUUGGCGAGUUCUUCAUUGAAACUAGGAUCAUGCUUGAUUUUUCCGUAGGUGAUGUUCUUCGGUCUGAGUUUGAUAGUUAAAGUUU